CGAGCGACAGUGUGGCUUACCGCCGGGAACCUGGAGGAGCGGGUGUGUGGCGCUGCGUCUGCUAAUACUAACCAAGGAACCGCUCCAGCGCCGCCACCAGCCAACGGGAACGGUUGAUUUCAGCUGUAACGUAUCGCGUAAAAGGGAAAAUUACAUUUCCAAAAGGAAUGUGUAGAGCGGUCAUGUGUUGUGAACUGCACAAAGAGGAGAAAACCUAAUGGUAAGAAAAUUAGGGUACAAAGAUAAUUGUCAAACUCGAGUCAUGUUUAACAGAAGGAAUGACUACUGGUGAUGUGUGAACUAGGACAGUACCGAGCUAGGUGCUGAAGUUGUGCCACGUGUGACUGUUGUAUAGCAUCGCUACAGUGUGUCUCGGCUACAGUACGCCAGCAAGCACGUAAUGAGGGCCUCGGGGGCUGCUGGGUUGUUGGGUGUCCUCACCGGGCUCACCCGCCCACAUCCUCAAGUUCUCACUCCUUAAGUAAUUGAUGGGCAGACGUGACCAUCACAGCACCACCGUGCAGAAGUCACCAUACCAACGGCACCCGGCAGAAGUCACCUUACCAACGGCACCCGGCAGAAGUCACCAUACCAACGGUACCCCGCAAAACAGAGGGUCACCAUUAUAGUGCCACCUAGGAGGACGGGGGAGGAGGGGCAGGGGCACCAUGAGCGAGCCACCACCACCGUCCUACGAUGAGGCCAUCUUGGGGCGGCCCUUCACCAUCGCUCCCGUGGUGAUCCACCCUUACCCUGCCGCCACCUGCCUCCACUGCUAUGUCUUUCAGGAGUCUCCAGCUCCGUCAACGCCACCUCAGGUGCCAUCGUUGCCAGAGUCGCCAGCCGCCGUCCUCCCGCCGCUGCCCAGCACCCUGUAUGAGUGGCAACGUUGCGGCCUCGACCUUAUCACAAAUCUGCAUCAAGUUCACAUCAGUUGCCGCCUGGGUGACUCUUACAUCUUCACGGACACUACCAAGAGCUUGCUGUACAGUGCCACUCUUGACAUGGGUAAUGAGUGUAUGUGCUGCAGUGUUCCCCGGGGCCCUGGCGUCACCUUCAACCUCACCAGCAGGCACGGCCAGCACGUCAUGGUGGUCCACCGUGCUGCUAAGGCAUCCUGCUUCCCUUUCAUGGAAAUGAGACUGAGUGUGUGCAUCCCACCAGAUGUGCUCCUGGGCACCGUGGAGGGCAGGGACGCACACUGCAUCCUCUGCAAUGCUUCCGGAGACAUUGUGUGCGAUGUUGAGCAAGAGGAGGUCUGUUGCUCGUGCAAAACCCUGCCUUACCAGGUUAUACCGUCCGGGUUUCCCCACGACACGGGGAGCAUCGCUGUGGCCAGCGACGGCCUCCUCAUCACCUUCCCCUCUGUCCUCGACGUUCCCACCAGGACGCUCCUCCUCUGCUGUGCCCUCAACUUGCAAUACAUGCAUGAAGAGCAAGAGAGGGAGCGACCUGCCUCAUAACACUACACAGGAUAGAGAACUAGUAUUAAAUACGAAGUAUUAUUUCAUACUUUAUAUUUAGUUUUUUAUACGAGAUGAAUCACUGCUCAUUGUAUAUAGAUGCCUUAUACCAUGCUAGGGUGUUGCUGCUGCUCUUCAGACCAGACCACCACACGCAAAUACUGUACAGUGUUACCACUUAGCGCGCAAUACAUCAAACCCUGACCAAUCACUUUACUGUGGAGGGAUGUAUAUAUAUGACACGAAAAAUAAUUCUCUCUCUCCCUCGUGUCGAGGACAGAAAGCAUGUUAGGUUUAUAGAGGUCCUCCUUGGUCCAAUGACAGGAGGUUUGUUAGACGUAUCGAAGUUCCUAUAGGCCUGUGAAUACUACAAGGAUGCAAGUUGCUCAACUCCCAUUUACCUAUUUACCGUUAGGUGACGAAAGGCAUCAGGUGAAAGGACACGUACCCAAAGGUCUCGAUUUUGCUGCAGGCAUCUAUCCCAGAACCUUCUGGUUGUGAAAUGACUCUCAACAGGACCCUUAAAAUGUCAGCACAUGAAGUUAUGUUGUACAGAAUUCUCAGCAAAUACGGAAGACUGUGUGGAGGACAAGAAACACUUUUUUCAGACGGAAUGACAUUUGAAGUGAAAUACCUCAUGGAUACAAUAUGGGGUCUGCUCUCGUAAUGUUGAAAUGAGAUAUUAACAAAGGUUUUCACGCACGUCAUCAAGACUGGGGAUCAUACAAACAUUUACUAGUAGGUUGACAACAAAUAUGAAACUUACUUUCAUACAAAAGUAUUGACGUGAACUUAAUACUUGGAUAUGUGGCUGGUAAAUGGUGUAUAAUUACCCAAUUACAAGACUUUAAAUUGUUGUAAGCACAACAAUUAGUUAUAUUAAAUCUAUAUUGUUAUAUUAAAAUUAUAUCGUUAUUCCAUUCACCUGGACUCUAGGAGACUCGAACCACGGACCCCACACGUGUGAGGCAGAAGCUAUAUCGACCGAGCUAUUGAGUAGUCUAAACAAGGAAAGAUUCCAGAAGCAACAUCCUGCUACCAAACUGUCAUUUUCAAACUGUCAAACGUCAGUUUAUAUGACGUGAGCGUGGAUCAGUAAUUCCUCCCAGCUUCAGUAGCAGUAGUCGGGGAAAGUCGAUGAUUACAGUUUUUGGCAGAAGGAUGAUGCAUCUGGAAACUUUUCCAUAUUAAAUCUCCUCAAAGCUGAGAGGAUAGAGCUUCGGCCUCACACGCGUGGGGUUCGAGUCUCCUAGAACCCGGGUGAAUGGAAUGUUCAUUUCCACGGAAGUGUGGAUGACAAUCUAUAUAGUUAUAUUAAUAUAGUUAUGUUAAACAUAAUCUGUACUAUCACUUGAAUAGAGUUCAUUCCUUGACAAUGCCAGGUAGACACGAAGUUUGUUCUUCCGUUGUAAAGUGCUGGAGACGUCAGGUACAACAGCAAAACCACAAGAUAUUUUGGUGACCUCAACUAACAGAUUUGACAAAAUGUUCCCAACUUCACACAAAGUGUGUAAUUUUUUGUACAGUGAAUAAAUAUCAAUAACAAAAUAAUAAAAUAGUUUGCUAAUUAUUUGAAAAUAACAAGUGGGAUAUAUUUAUUAUUUUUUUUUAAUGAAACCCUCAGUAAAAAGAUUUUCAAGAUUUUCACAAAUUUCACAAGGUCUCUUGAGACAAACUUUAUCCCACUGGUAGCUACGACCAGACUCUGGUUUUCCCCAAUGAGGCCAGGGUAUCACCUGCAAAACAGAGAUACCCCAUCAGAAAGAAGUUUCAACAAAACUAAUGCAAGAUGAAAAGCAAGUACUGAUAGAUAACGAGGCGAUAUCUCUCGAGAGUAAGGAAAGAACUAACCAGAAUGGGAAGCUACUGAGGUCUCCGCCAGAGAAAAUGUUUCAUUUCAUUCAGUGCUUUAUUUCUGAGAGAGAAGAUCUUGAUAGCUCGCUGAAGCUGCCCCACAAUGGUGCGAUAUUAGACUCCAUUUCGAAAACAGAAUUAACAAAUUUAACGAAGGCUUCCCCAUGGGAGAAGCACCAGCAUCGCAGCAUAAGCCAAAACAGGGGGACACCGCCGGCAGAGCAAAAGUAGAGGGCGGCUCGUCCUUCGGUUGAGCCGCCCUCAACAUGUCAAGAUUCCAGCCACCAAAAAAAUGUAGAACAAAGAAGAUGGCUCCAAGAAAUGGCCAGCUGAGUUCAAAAGACUUGGAGAGUCUCCAGGAAACCAACAGGUAAGUUAAAAUGCAGGCACAGGGACCCAAGAAAACUCCAGCAAGAACUCCAAAAGACCCAAACACAGCCUAGUGACGGGCAAGUGCACAGCCCAAAGCCCAUUAUUGUAAAACCCUUUUCUUUUUAAAUCUGCUCAAGGAUCAUGGGUCAUGUUGUUAACAUAGCACCUUUGGUGUCGAUUGUUAUGCCCUACAUUUAAGGUCUAACAUUUGUCAAUUGUAAGCACUUUACAAUCUUCUGACCAUUUGUAAAGUUUGCUUGGAUCGAUUUACGAGGCUGCAAUAUAAUUUGCACUUCCCAUUAUCCCAUAAGCCUUUGUAUUUGUUUAUUUUUGUGGUUUGUGUUGUUGUCAUCCAUGUUAUUGGUGUAUAUUACAAAAAUGCCCAAAAAUGGAUUCUUGUAGUACUCAACUCUUAAACGUUUCCAGCCUGAUUCUUUUGUAUUAUUUUGUUUUAACCAUUCGAGUAUUUUACGACUGAUUGCAUUUGCUAGUACAAGGCCAUGUCUGGUAACUUUUCAAAUGCCCUGUAAAAGUUGAUGUACAGUACAAUGACUGGAAAUACCCUUGGUUCAUAUAUAUUUUUGUCGAAAAUCCCCUGGUAAUGAUUUAGCCGUUGUUGGUGACAAUUAAUACACAGUCACUAAGAGGUUUAUGUACAGAAAUGUGUAAUUUAAACAGUACACAGCAAUGUAAUCAUCUCGGUGAUAACCGUAAAUUAUAACAAAAAAACUAGUUUGUUUAAAAAUGUUUUACAGUUUCAGAAUUAACAGCUACACAACUAUUAGAUUUUAUGUUGGCCAUGACAGCUUCCUCAAGAAAUGAUUUGUAUAAUAAAACCAUAUUCGUAUGAAGACCUGAUGAAAUAUGCAUCACAUUAUAUUUAACGUGGAUAAAGAACUGGUCAUGCAUUUAGCGACGCUGGACAUUUAAUACGUAACAGUGGAACUGUAAAAAUAAUAAUAUAUGAGAAUGUUCAUAUGUUCAUACCAAGAAGAUAUCAAUAUUCAACAACACUACUGUUUAUAACAAAUAUUCUAACGGAAAACAAGAAAAUAUAAAAUUUACUUCAACAAUUGUAUAAAUCUCAGAGAAUAGAUAACAAACUUGUUUAGUGAAGAUGUUGCAGCACAAAGGUAACUGAAGCUUAAAAAUUAAAGCUGUUCAGUGUUUUACUGAACAAUAUAUUUACAAUAUAUGAUGUGUGAAUGCACUCGGGACGCUUGUGUCCACCACUAUACCACUCUGUAACGGUGUGUUUGUUCCUCAUUUCUCCUUUAGUUCAUGAAAUGUUUGUUUCUUAUCUGUGUACAAAUAUGAGAAAUAAAGUUUUGCCAAUAGAAUGUA
Messenger RNA from Procambarus clarkii (red swamp crayfish), 5033 nucleotides. RefSeq lists its product as uncharacterized. NCBI's taxonomy places the organism in Eukaryota, Metazoa, Arthropoda, Malacostraca, Decapoda, Cambaridae. The record is from RefSeq and is a predicted model, not a curated record.